AUGGGUCACCACCACGACGAUGGUGAUGGCGUCCCUCAACAUGUCAAUAGCCCUCGUUUCUCCUGUCCUAUGACUCGCCGUGCUCGAUCUUUCAAACGUGGCGGCUCUGGUGGCACCCAACAACGUCGGCGUCUAGUGACAACAAUUCCAACUCAAGCUCUAGAGUUCAUCACGAGAUCGAUCUACACCUCUCACCUAGAUCAGAGAUCGGUUCUGGUUCAAGUCCGGAUCUUCAAACGACUGGGUUUGAUUCUUCAGCUCUCAAUCAAAAACAUCAGACGUGUGGUCAGUUGA
Molecule: messenger RNA, 294 nt
Organism: Arabis nemorensis
Lineage: Eukaryota; Viridiplantae; Streptophyta; Magnoliopsida; Brassicales; Brassicaceae
Source: the annotation of a GenBank genome assembly